Messenger RNA from Manis pentadactyla (Chinese pangolin), 3202 nucleotides. It is a transcript of the gene MIXL1, whose product is annotated as Mix paired-like homeobox. NCBI's taxonomy places the organism in Eukaryota, Metazoa, Chordata, Mammalia, Pholidota, Manidae. Gene Ontology annotation, molecular function: DNA-binding transcription activator activity, RNA polymerase II-specific; RNA polymerase II cis-regulatory region sequence-specific DNA binding. The record is from RefSeq and is a predicted model, not a curated record. The transcript is spliced from 2 exons. The coding region runs from base 130 to 930 and encodes 266 amino acids. Gene Ontology annotation, biological process: regulation of transcription by RNA polymerase II; hematopoietic progenitor cell differentiation; endoderm development.
UCUAGCGCAUAGCAGGGGGGAAUACAGAUCUUUGAUGACGAUGGUAGAGACAGCGGCACGGGUCACUGCCCCGGCGUGGGGACACAGCCCUUCCGGGGAGCGCCCUGCCCCAGCCCCCUUUCUUUGGGGAUGUUGAUUGCGGCCGCGGGGCGGCGGGCGGAGGGAUGGGAGGGACGGCCAGCAGGUCGUCCCCGCGGUCCACGGCAGCGGAAGCGAUUACUCCCAGUGGUGUCUGGCGGGCUCGCCCGGCGAAGACUCAGCACUUCGCGGCCCCUUGAUGGCGCCGCCGCCCCGCCCCCGGUCCAGCCUAUAACCGGGGUCGGCACGUGCCCCCACCCCCGGGCCGCAGCCAUGGCCGCCGCGCAGCCCCAAGCACGCCGGGUCGGGGCGGGCCCCGCAACCUCCGCGUCCCCUGGCGUCCUUGCGAGCUUCCCCGCACCUGCCGGCCCCUCGCCCCCCAGAGGCUCGGCCGCUCCUCCAGCACAGCAGCGCCGCAAGCGCACAUCGUUCAACGCCGAGCAGCUGCAGCUGCUGGAGCUCGUCUUCCGCCGGACCAUGUACCCCGACAUUCACCUGCGCGAGCGCCUGGCGGCGCUCACGGUGCUCCCCGAGUCCAGGAUCCAGGUGUGGUUCCAGAACAGGCGAGCUAAGUCACGGCGGCAGAGUGGGAAAUCCUUUCAACCUGCAGCCAGGCCGGAGCCUUUCCUGCACCGCUCUGCUCAUGGAACUGAAGCGAAAUGUUUGAAGCCCCAGCUACCUCUUGAGGUAGAUGUGAACUGCCUGCCCGCUCCCAACAGGGUUGGAUAUGGCAUCUCUGACCCUCGCUCCCAAGGUCAGAAUUUUGAACCCUAUUCUCCUCCUUCUGAAGACAUUGGUUCAAAGCUGGACUCAUGGGAGGAACACAUCUUUCCUGCUUUCGGGAACUGUUGAGGCACCUGGGAGAAUUCUGGAGAAGCUCAGAGGAGCCACGGCUGGCAGCCAGAGAGACACACAUCAGAAUGCUGUCCUUUCUGGCUUCCAUGACCUUGAUGAUGUUUGGACAGUCAUCUGUCACCUGUGAUGCCUCCCCUUUGGCCCAUGAACCUUCACCUAAGCCCGUUCUUUCUCUGAGGCACUGUCCUGGGAGUUCGGCCUUCAUUUCCUCCUAUGCGUCUCCCAAUCUGCACAUGCCUGUCUUUACCAGUCCUAUUCUUAUUUUCUGGACUAGUUUUCCAGAACACCUGUUUUCUUCACCAGGCUCCUCAGCUGGGCCCCCUUUCCCUUUGGGGUUGGCAGCUGCCAUCCUCCCAUGGUUCCUCACUCUGACCCACCUCCUCCAGUCCUCAUCCUGUCAUGGAGAUUUACUCGCUUUUUUGUGUGGCCUGUCAUCUUUACACUUGUGGCAUCCAGAUUAUUUCAAGAGAACCCUUUCUCUGGCUUCUCAGUUUUAAAAAAAAUUACUGUUUAGAAAUUUGAAGGAGCCUCCAAUUGCUACCAAAUUAUAAAAACCUUCUGGUUACAUGUCCAGAUAACUCAUCCACAGCCUACAGGGCAUUAUGCAGAUCUUUUUAAUGUCACCCAUCCCCCAAAAUGCCUCUGUCUCAAAGCCACUGCUUUCAGUUUUGGAACCAAAGGAAUACCUGUCUUUCUGAAACCUGUGAUGAAACACUCAAGACACCUCCGUUUCUGAAUGAAACUACUUCUUGUGCUGAUUUGUGCCUGUUCCUUCAGCCGCUCCAGCAUUUCCCUUAGCAUGGGUCACUAUGCCUCUGGGCAAUGCCAGCGGACUAGUAAAAAUUUACCACCCAUGCUGUAUUGUGAUUCUCUUUAAAGGAACCGUCCUUUAGGCAGCACUCAGUAUGUUGCUUCACUCACAUUUACUCAGGACAUGUUACGUGGCCAUGAAAACAUUUCUCAAAGAAACUUUCUGCAAAGGUAGUUUAUAGCCAGUAAUCACUGUAUCAGCAGGCCACUGUGCUGAGCUCCUUAACUUGGUUAAAAACCUGACUUUGGCUUGUCCAAAGUUUAGUAACAUGAGUCUGUUGGUUUCAGAUUUCUCUUUCCCAAUUUAUACAUUAAGGAUCUCUGUAAAUCACUGUUCCUAAGUUAGCCCAAGAUACGUUUAAAUAUUGUUUUGAUAUUUUGAGGAUUUCCAAGCUCCCAAGGACCAAAGGGAACUUGUAGAGGAGGUAACCAUAGGUGUGGUUUCUUUGUAAACUGAGCUUUGGAAGAGGCUGGGGAGCAGCCAUGGCCAGGGCCAGGAUGCAUGUCUUGCUGGUUACCAGGAGCUGAGCUACCCAAAUGUCUUAGAGAUUAUACAUGUCAGUUGCCCUAAUUUUCAAAUGGCUUGCACUUUUCAAAGUAGCAAAUCCACUCUUAAAAGCAACCAAGACAUAGAGUUCAGGAUUUAGUAGGAGACUUGACUUCUGAACCCUUAAACUGAAACCAAAACUGAGAUGAUCAACAUUACCUAUUAUUAUUUUAAGUGCUUGCUAUGUACCAAAUACUGUGCUCAAGGCCCAUGGGGGUGUGGCCAGGAGGGUGCACAUCAGAGCUUCCUUUGAAAUUAGACUUGGCAAUGAGAUGACACAAAUACAUUCACAAGACAGAGAAACAGAACACUUUAUAGUCCAAGUGUCACAUUUAAAAGUAAGUCUUGGAAUUAGCUUAUUAAUUGUAUUGCAUUUAUAUGGUUAUGUUUUCCUCAGUGAACAAUUCAGAAAUCUGCAAAUAUUUAAAUCUUGUCAAAUUUUGAUUUCUAAAAAUUGUGGGGUCCAUCAAGAACAGUAGUCUGCACCUCAAAGUCUUUUAAGACCCUAAAUCUAAAUGUAUCAUAGGCAUUAUGAUUAAUCCUCGACAAUUAUCAUUUAAGGUAGGGACUACAGUCGUUUCACUUAAAGGAUCAAGUAACUUUAGUAGUUCACAAUCACACAGUUAAUUGAUGGCUGGGAAAUCUAGGACUAACUCAUUCCAUUCACCACCUCCUGUGUUGGCCUGGCAUUAAUGUAGAGCUACUCCAACAUGACUACUUUAAAUGAUAGAUUUCUUCUUCCCUAAACAGAAAAAAAAUCCCAAAAUAUUCUUAGGUACAGUUCUGGCCAUCAACACAAGAUGGCACUGAAAGACACAGAUGCAGCUUAAUAUGUGCAAAAUGAGGACUCAUCUAAGUGUGACAAGUAAGCCAAGUAAGCCUCAAGAACUGUAAAAACAAAUGUAAAAAAUG